This is a messenger RNA of Theileria orientalis strain Shintoku, 4371 nucleotides long. RefSeq lists its product as uncharacterized. Bases 1 to 4371 code for a protein of 1456 amino acids. The transcript is spliced from 13 exons. Lineage: Eukaryota; Apicomplexa; Aconoidasida; Piroplasmida; Theileriidae. The record is from RefSeq and is a predicted model, not a curated record. Gene Ontology annotation, cellular component: cytosol; nucleus. Gene Ontology annotation, molecular function: ATP-dependent protein folding chaperone; ATP binding; protein binding. Gene Ontology annotation, biological process: protein folding.
AUGUGGAAUAACAUACAAUCAAGAGUGGACCUCUCAUAUAACAGUACGAUCGACGUUGGAGAUUCUCCGUUUAUCGAACUGUGUUUGUACCUAAUGCUACAAUUUUCCAGCCAAUCUGGAUCCGGUGGUUCAACUGGACAAACUCAGUCAAAAGGUGGAGCAAGUAGUGGUCAAUCAGCUAGUACACCAGCAGGAGGAGCAUCUACACCUAGGAGUGGUACUCAACAACCUUCAAGUCAACCAGCGGGUGGAGCCAGUCUAACAUCUGGUAGCGCUCAAGGUUCUAGAACCGGUACUCAACAAUCUGCCGGUUCACAAGCUGCAAGGACUGGUUCUCAACAACCUUCAAGUCAACCAGCGGGUGGAGCCAGUCUAACAUCUGGUAGCGCUCAAGGUUCUAGAACCGGUACUCAACAAUCUGCCGGUUCACAAGCUGCAAGGACUGGUUCUCAACAACCUUCAAGUCAACCAGCGGGUGGAGCCAGUCUAACAUCUGGUAGCGCUCAAGGUUCUAGAACCGCUGCAAGGACUGGUUCUCAACAACCUUCAAGUCAACCAGCUAAUGAAGGUACUGGUACAAGUCCAACAUCGGGAGGUGGCACUCCACCAGCCAGUCCUGCCAGUGGUACCGAUGGUAGUGCUAAAGCUAGUGAAACUACUAAUAAGACGGGAGUUGAACUUAGUCUUAAAGCUACAGCUUCUACUGACCAGUUUGAUCACAAUAAAAAUAAUAAAAUAGUCACUUAUACAGCCAAAGAUACCUAUGGUUUCAAAUCGGUUAAAACAGGUGAUACUGUUGUCUGGAGCACUACUAAUGCCAGUGAGUAUGCCAGUAAAGUAGUUCUGAAUGGGAAGGGUAAUAAGAAAAAAGAGGUUACAAUUCACCUGCCUAAUAAUACCAAAAAAGUGUUUAAGAGAGAAUCAAAGGGUAAGCCUUGGAAUGAUGUGAGUUCGGAAAAAACGGGAAUUGAAUUGAAUUUGGAAAGUUCUGAAGGAACCGAUGAAUACGAUCGUAAAGAAGAUAAUAAUAAAAGGGAUAUAACUUUUACUCCCAAAGAUAGCAAAGCCUUUAAAUUGGUUAAAAAGGGUAAUGAUGAAAUAUGGAAGACAGACAAGGCCGACCAAUUUGCAAAUAAUGUGGAGUUACAUAAUUAUGAACAUGCUGAUGAACACGAGGUUAUUAUCACAUUCUCUGAUGGUAAGACUAAGAAGUUUAUCAAAACAGCAAACGCAUCCUGGAAAGAAAUUGACCUUAAUGGAAAAACAACCGUAACAAUGAAUGUUAACUCUGAAAAGGAGAGCUGUAAGUACAGUAUUACAGUAGAAGGGACGAAAAGAACAUACGAAGCCAAGGCUGGAAUCGUUUUUAAUAACGUCUUGGAAUGGGAUGGAUCAACUAAAUACGAUAUAUGGUCAACCAGUAACCAGGCUGAAUUUUCAAAGAAAGUGGUGAGAGAGGAUAAGAAAGUAACGAUACACAUUGGAGAUGAUGGUACUUCCACUAAGACGUUUAACAAAGUUGAUUUUGGUGGAGAUUCCUGUAGAGUAUCCCUUUUGGAUAAAAACGAUAAAAUAACUCUGCACGUCAAUCGAGUUUCAAAUAGACAAACUCCAACUAUAGUUUCAUUUGAUAAAAGAACAAGAAUUUACGGAGAGGAAGCCGAAGCUCGUUCAUCCACUUUGUUUAAACACACAGUGCCGCUCUUAUCGUAUGUUGUUGGACUGGACAAGCAUCAGCUGUUGCGAUUCAUCAAAAGUAAAAAAUACCUGUUCUUUGCCGAUUUUAAUGAAGAAAAUGGCUCAUUUAAUGUGACCUUUGACGAUGCACCGCUGUCAGUAUUGCCGAGUGAGGUGUACUCGUUCUUUUUGAACAAGGUGCUGGAUACAGUGAGACAGGAGUGUAAUUUGAGCGCGGACAACGAGGGACUGUAUAUAUCAUUGGGAGUGCCAAGUUACUUCUCCGAGGAGUUCAAGGAGCGUAUACAUAGGGCGUUGCUAAUAUCAAACAUUAAACGAGUUAAACUGUUUAAGGAGUCACAAUGUAUACUGAAGAGGUGGGCAGACGCUCAGCUGUCGGACUUGUACCAAGAGUACGUGAAGACGCGCAACGGAGCAAACGGAGACGGUACGGGUGAUACGAACAUGAAGAUUGGAUUCUUGGACGUUGGAUUUGGACACGCAACAUUCUUUGUGGCCGAAGCAGUUUCUGAGGACGAGCAAAUGUCAACAAGCAUACUGUCAGAAUCAUCAUCAGACCUGAUAUCUACAUACAAGGUUAUUGAGGCACUGUGUGACCACGUUAAAGGGUUAAUUGAGGCGAAAGGAUCCAAAGUAAAUGUACCAUCGAGACAAUCGUAUUACUUAUAUAAAGCGUGUGUGAAAUGUGUUAAAGAAUUGAGUGUGUUGAACGACGCAAAAAUGGACGUAGAAAGAGUCAUGGACAACGACGAGGAUUUUAGUACCAGUGUCACGCGAAACACGCUGGAGCAGUUGGUGAAGCCAGUAGAGGGUCAUCUGUGCGCCCUGAUGGACGAAGUGAUAGGGAAAACGGAUAGAAAGAAUUUCCUGUCGAUUGAAAUAUUGGGAGGAGGAUCGAGAAUACCAUUCGUUAAAAAUGUUGCAAGUAAAUAUGCAGAGUCGUUGGGGUGUGUGAAGGGGGUGAGAACGUCAUUGGACACAACAUCGGCAAUCUCGUACGGUGCAACGAAGCUAUUGAAAGACAAUCUAACGAGCACAGGAGUGGUUGACGUUGGGCCCUAUGGAAGUGGCGUUAGCACUGCUGGUGCUGGUGCUGGUACGAGUAUGGGCACAGGUACCGGCAAUGCCACUGGUACUGGCACUGGCACUGGUACUGUUACUGGUACUGGUAAUAUUGAUACUGGUACUGUUACUGGUACUGGUAAUACUGAUACUGGUACUGUUACUGGUACUGUUACUGUUGCUGGUACCACGAAUACACCAACAGGCGUUGUCACUGAAGAUGAAGAGUUGCUGGAGCUGAUAAAGAAGGAAAAGCACAUGCAGGAGGUGGAAAAUGAACAGAUGCUAAAGAUGGCAACGCUGAAUGAAAUGGAUAACUACCUGAUAAGAACGAAAUCGGACCUCUUGGGAGGAUAUAAGGAGCACUUUGAAGAUAAACACGAGGAUGUAAAAAGGGUGUUGCAGGAAUUGGAAACAUUUAGCUACAAUGCGCUGAGUGAUAAGACAGUAACGUCGAAGGCAUGCCAAGAUGAAUUGAAACUGACACAAGAGAAAUUAUACGAAUUGGCGCCGAAGUAUAAGGAGCAAUUGGAAGAAGAUUUGAGAAAGCUGGAAGCAAGUAAGAUUAGGAGUAGCGGCAACAUGGGAAAUGAAGAAGGAGGAGCUUAUAACAAUAUUAGCAUCAACGGCACUGGAAGUAAGAUGGACAGCCUGGCAGAAAGUGACGUGGUACUGCCGAAUAAGACGUGCAUAAAGAGGGCCCAGAAAAACAAAGAUGAAGGAAAUGAGCUUAUAGGAGCCGGAAACGUAGAGCUGGCGAUACAGCACUACGUGAAGGUGCUGCAAUACUGCGGAAAGGUCAACUCGCCCAACGAGGAGGAAAAGGAAACAAUCAACGGGCUGAGAUUGGCCUCAAAUUUAAACCUGGCAAUGUGCUAUUUGAAGUUGGAUGUGCCGGCUAGCCUAAAUAAGGCAGUCUCCUGCUGCACUUCGGCGUUGUCAAUAAGUCCUGAGAAUACAAAGGCGCUAUUCAGAAGAGCAGUGGCCUACGAAAAGUUAAACGACUUCGAUAACGCACUGAACGACGCGAAAAGAGGAUGCGAAAUAGACUCGAGCAACCAGGACUUUAAAAACGGGGGGUCGAGGUACGACAGAAAGAUCAGCAGGCUCACGGACCGGGUGAAGUACGCGAUAUUCUUCGCACACACUGCGACGAAGAGGAGGUACGCGACGCUGGGGCUAGGGAGCCUCUGCAACUCGAAGGAAACAGUGCUCGAAUCAUCGCUGUCCAACGACCUGGAUAACUGCUCAGAUUCGACACAGUCGUGCGCGACGAACCAGUUGCACAAGGCCAACGGCUUGUAUGUGUCAGGGAAAAACGGCAUCCGUUACCUGAGCAUGGAUCAAGGCCCCGCCGGCGACGACGGCUGUGUGAGCGACGGCUUCAUGGACGAGUACGAGGACGUGGACGAGUUCGAGGACGUCGCGGCACUCAUGAGGUCGACGAGAAGGUGCAGAGACGAGCUGGUAAACAGGCUGAACACGUCGUUCAACAGGGGCGCCGACUUUAAGCUUCUGUGCUCCCUCGCGCCCAUCGAGUACAGGAUCAACUCACUCAGAGGCGCCCUGACGCACCUAAACAACAUGGGCGUGACCCAUAACUUGCUGUAA